AUGGGUAGGAGGAAGAGAUCACAAUCAGAAAUCAAGGCAGGUACUGCAAAGAAACGGAAGCAAGAGGAUGCUUUGUUAGAACAAGGUGGUUUUGGAUCCGCUGGUAGCGAUAUCUCGAAUGAUGAUGAUAUGUAUGAGGAUGCUGUCUCUAAACCGUCAGAUGAUGAUGAUUCAUGGGACAAUUUAGAGCAAGAUUAUGAGAAAAGAUCAAGAAAUCUUAAACAUCAAGAGGAUAACAUGGUGGAAGGUUUACCUAUCAAGAUAAACGGUAAAAUUGAGAGGAAAAUGAUCAGACAGCAACCAAAAAAGAACGAAUCUAAGGAUACUUCUGAUCAAUCUGAACAGGAUGAGGAUGCAUCUGAACGGGAAUCUGAAUCUAAGGGAGAAAAAGAGGAAGAAGAUGAGGAAGACGAUGAAAAUGAACAAGUGCCUGAUACAGAGGAAAAAAUUGUUCAGUUGAAAGAAGAAAUAGCGGACCUUGUAGAAAAGAUAUUAGAAGAGCCAGAGGAAAAUGUUCCAGCACUUUCGAGGCUUUGUAGAAUGGUGAAAUCUAAGAAUCCGAAUACUUGUAAGUUUUCCAUGUUAGCGCUUGUCCCCGUUUUUAAGAGUAUUAUCCCGGGUUAUAGGAUUAGGCCUCUAACUGAAUUAGAAAAAAGGGAGAGAGUCAGUAAAGAGGUCGGAAGGUUAAGACAUUUUGAACAAUCUUUAGUGGGAAUCUACAAAAAUUAUGUCGAUAUUUUGAAAGAAUUGAGUAAGGUACCUAAUAAUGAUGAUCCUUUAAAAGUUCAAAUAGGUGCUUUGGCAACUCAAGCUGCGAACGAAUUAAUAUCUAAUGCAUCCCAUUUCAAUUUUAGAACUGAAAUGUUCACUUUGAUCAUUAGACGUAUUUGUAAACCCAAUUUGAGAGCAGAUUCGAUGUCUGAAAGAUCUAUCAAAACUUUGGAAAGUCUUUUAAAUGAUGAUGAAGAUGGUAUUAUUUCUCUAGAGAUUGUAAGAAUACUUUGCAAAACAGCAAAGACAAGAAAAUAUAAUGUGGAGGAAUCUGUGAUAAAUAUCUUACUCUCACUCGAUGUUCUGUCUGAUUACGAUCCUAAUACUAGAGAAGAAAAUGAGCAAGAGAAGAUUAGAAUGAAGAAAAAGGACAGAGUUCAUCUUUCUAAAAAGCAGAGAAAAUCUAGAAAAGAGAUGAAGCAAAUUGAGGAAGAGAUGCGGAAGGCCGAACAGUCAGUAACCGUUGAAGAAAGGGAGAGAAAUCAAGCAGAGAUUUUGAAACAAGUUUUCUCUUUGUAUUUGAACAUUUUGAAAGUCCAAAAUCCUAAGCUUGUAGGAGCUGUUCUGGAAGGUCUAGUUAAAUUCGGUAGUAUGGCUAAUUUUGAAUUAUUAGGGGAUUUUCUGGAGGUUAUGAAAGAACUUAUCAAAGAUGCUGAUUUGAAUAAUAUUUCUUCUUCAGAAGUGAGAAAAGUUCUUUUAUGCAUCGUGAGUUCGUUUUCGAUCGUUUCAAAUCAUAGUCAAAUGAAAUUCAAUGUUGAUUUGUCCUCUUUUGUGGACGCUCUUUAUGCUCUAUUGCCCUCCAUAUCGUUAGAUGCUAAUAUUGAACUUUCUCAUAAAUCAAUGAGACUAGCAGAUCCUCUCGGUAGUGAGAUUUUUAAGCCAUCAGUAAACGUAUCCACCAAGGCUGAACUUCUUCUAAAGGCUCUAGAUUACAUUUUCUUUAGAUCUAAAUCAGGGACCAAACAAAGAGCAGCUGCAUUUACCAAGCGAAUUUACAUGAGCAUGGACCAUACUCCUGAAAAAACUUCUAUUGCAUUGUUGAAAUUUUUGGAUAAAUUAAUGAAUAAGUAUCCAGAAAUUGGCGGUUUGUAUUCAACCGAAGACAGGAUAGGUAACGGUAACUUUAUUAUGGAAGCUGAUACGCCCGCUCUUUGUAACCCGGAGAGUGCGACCCUAUGGGAAAAUAGCCUUCUAGUUAAUCAUUAUUGCCCUACUGUUGUCAAGGGGAUUCGUUUUCUUGGAACAAGAUCUAAGGAAAGCCAAUAG
Zygosaccharomyces rouxii is the source of this 2037-nucleotide messenger RNA. It is a transcript of the gene NOC3, whose product is annotated as Noc3p. The transcript has a single exon. Gene Ontology annotation, molecular function: chromatin binding. Bases 1 to 2037 code for a protein of 678 amino acids. Gene Ontology annotation, biological process: DNA replication initiation. The record is from RefSeq and is a predicted model, not a curated record. Gene Ontology annotation, cellular component: nucleolus. Lineage: Eukaryota; Fungi; Ascomycota; Saccharomycetes; Saccharomycetales; Saccharomycetaceae.